Molecule: messenger RNA, 369 nt
Organism: Microdochium trichocladiopsis
Lineage: Eukaryota; Fungi; Ascomycota; Sordariomycetes; Xylariales; Microdochiaceae
Exons: 1
Coding region: 103-348 (81 amino acids)
Source: RefSeq, a predicted model, not a curated record
GUUGUGCUAAUUAACCUUGUCAAGUGGCCUGCUGGACGUCCUCGUCACUCGCAGCCAGUGGCAUUGUGGCAUUGAUCCUGAAAAGCAGUCUCAUUGCGGGACAUGCUGCAGACGUUCCGAGUCUGCCUCGCCAUCCACGCACGCAUCCUGGGCCGGCGUGUCCUGGCGUCAUCGGGUUUCAGUACAGCAUCCCCCCCUCUAAGCCAAGACUCUGCACGCCGGGUUUCUGACACCGGAGCAGCCGGCCGAGGCCGACGUCUCCUCCAGACAUGUUUGAAUACCCGGAGUCCCGGGCCCGCCGGGAUCCAGCCCUUCCUGUGCACAGCCACGUGCCGAGCGGCGUGCUGAUGCCACCACUGCGUCUCCGGU